Messenger RNA from Engraulis encrasicolus (European anchovy), 1701 nucleotides. RefSeq names its product 3',5'-cyclic-AMP phosphodiesterase 4D-like. Lineage: Eukaryota; Metazoa; Chordata; Actinopteri; Clupeiformes; Engraulidae. The record is from RefSeq and is a predicted model, not a curated record. The transcript has 12 exons. Bases 349 to 1701 code for a protein of 450 amino acids.
CACAGACACACACACACACACACAUAGACACACUGAUAUCGUAGCUAGGUGGAGUUUCACACCAGUGACCUCUGACACGAUAACAGUCGUCAGACCUGUGGGAACCUGCUCAGGUUGCGAGUAGCUGAAACCUAGAAGAGGUGGAGGGGGCUGUUUUGGUGGCGCCUGGUUCUUCGGCAGUCCUCCAGCGUAUGGGAAGCCCUGCCUGCCACUGCCGCCCUGCCGCUGCCAACCUGCUACUACUGGAAAGCAGAGGGGAACUCUUCAGACCACAAACCCCCUUCUCUUCUCUUCGCAACAGGAGCUGUGUUGGAGUGACCAGCUGCAUGUGAGGAAGGCAACGGAGGGAUGGAGAGGAGGAAGAAGGGAUCCCCGCUGAUACAGAGGAGGAGUGUGCGUGAGCGCAGCCCUGAGACCAUCCCUCGACCGGGAGCCGCAGCAGCAGCAGCAGCAGCGGGAGCGGGCACAGGAGCGGGCACAGCAGCGGGCGCAUCACAGGUGCCAGGCCAUAAAGAGCCCUGCAAACCCAGCCCAGAUGCCAACCCCAUCUACGACUUCAGGCCCGCGCCCCCGUCCCCGUUUGCAGACGGGCCGAUGGUGGCACCUGCAGCAGCAGCAUGCAUGGAUAGUGAUGCCAGCGUGGUGCCAACCGCGGUGGGGGUGGGAGUGGGGGUGCCAGUAGGGAUGGGGGUGGUUGGGCGGAGGCCCUCACUCCGCACCGUCCACUUGCCCCCGCUGGCCUUGAGGCAGGCGGAGCAGCAGAGCGACUGGGGUGGGGGUGUGGGUGGGGGUGGUGGUGGUUCCCAUACGCUCCCCAAACCCAAACGGCCCACCAGCCUGGCCCUCCACCCUCCUCCACUCAUCAACAUCACCUCAGCAGCCGACAUGAACAGCUUCGAUGUGGACAAUGGGCCGGUGUCGGGCCGCAGUCCGCUGGACGCCAUGUGCAGCCCGGGGUCGGGGCUGGUGCUGCAGGCCAACUUCGCCGCCCACAACCAGCGGAGGGAGUCCUUCCUGUACCGCUCCGACUCCGACUACGACCUCUCACCCAAGACCUUAUCCCGAAACUCCUCCAUCGCCAGCGACAUGCAACAGCAGUACCAGCAGAGGCCGGGCCUGGUCUCGCGGAGGUCUGAACCGGUCAUAAGUGGGACCCAUGGGGAUGACCUCAUCGUGACGCCGUUUGCACAGGUGCUGGCUAGCUUGAGAACAGUACGGAACAAUUUUUCAGUGCUAACGAACAUUCAGCAAGACAGAACGUCGACAAGCAACAGGCGGACACCUCUGUGUUCUAUACCCCCAAAGUCAUCUCUCACAGAUGAGGCGUACACGCGCAUGGCGUCGGAGACGCUGGAGGAGCUGGACUGGUGUCUGGACCAGCUGGAGACGCUGCAGACCAGGAACUCCGUCAGCGAGAUGGCCUCCAACAAGUUCAAGAGGCUGUUGACCAGGGAGUUGAGUCACCUGUCGGAGACGAGCAGGUCUGGAAACCAGGUGUCUGAAUUCAUCUCCAACACGUUCCUGGAGAAGCAGCAGGAGUUGGAGGUGCCCUCUCCGCCGAGCUCCAAGGAGAAGGGGGAGAAGACCAUGAGCCUGAUCAGCGGCGUCCGCAAGCUCACACACAGCUCCAGCCUGUCGCAUAGCAACAUCCCCCGCCACGGAGUCAACACACACCACGAGGAAGCCUUAGCCAAGGUCUAA